Molecule: messenger RNA, 1788 nt
Organism: Anthonomus grandis grandis
Lineage: Eukaryota; Metazoa; Arthropoda; Insecta; Coleoptera; Curculionidae
Product: piggyBac transposable element-derived protein 4-like
Exons: 1
Coding region: 1-1788 (595 amino acids)
Source: RefSeq, a predicted model, not a curated record
AUGUCCGACUUGCCAUUUAAGUUGGUUAACAUGACGCAAGAUGAUCUAUUCGCUGAAAUAGAGAAUAUUUAUUUAGAAAUAGAACAAAAUCAUGCAGUCGCUGAAGAAAUUCCUUCUGAUAGCGAAUCAUUAGCCAGUAACAAGGGCGAAGAAGAAAGCGACACGGAAGCAACCAUCGGAAAUAAUGUGCUAAUAUAUUCAAGUAGUGACUCUGAAGAUGAUUUGCCUUUGAUAACAAUUGCUAGAAAAAUUCAAACAGCUGCAUUUGCCACACCUGCUGACAGAAAACCUCCAAUUUGGUCUAAUGUGGAAACUCCUGCUUCACCUCCAGAUUUUGCUGCUCAGUCUGGUUUAGCUGAUUGCGUGACGAAUAUGAUAGAUCCAACUCCGUGCAAACUGUUUCAGCUGUUUUUUUCUGAGAAUUUCAUAAAAGAUAUGGUUUUUGAAACAAAUUUGUAUGCUCAACAAAAGUUUAGCAAGCAUAAACCAACCGAUGUUCGCGAAAUAAAAACAUUUUUGGGGUUGAAUUUACUUAUGGGCAUAAAGCGCCUUCCGAGUUAUAGGGACCAUUGGUCCAGUGCGCCAGAUCUUCAUGACUCUUAUGUAAGUAAUCUAAUGUCAGUGAAGCGUUUUAGUUGGCUACUUGGUAACUUUCACUUGAACGACAAUUCACUGAUGGCAAAAAAAGGGGAAGCAAAUUACGACAAACUAUAUAAAGUAAGGCCAUUGUUGAUUUCUAUGGCAGAGGCUUUUGGCAAAUGCAUGCUGCCAAGUCGUGAAGUUGCCAUAGAUGAAUCUAUGAUAAAAUUUAAAGGGAGAAGCUCCCUCAAACAAUAUAUGCCAAAGAAGCCCACUAAAAGAGGGUAUAAAGUGUGGGUACUGGCAGAUAAAAACGGAUAUUGUCUAAAAUUUGAUAUUUAUACAGGAAAGCCAAGUGGUAAUGCCGAGAAGAACUUAGGGUCAAGAGUUGUCAAACAGCUAUGUGAAGGGCUAGAAAAUAAAAACCACCUUGUCUACUUUGACAAUUUUUUUAACGGGGUAGAACUUAUGGAAGAUCUAAAGAAUAUGAAUAUACAUGCCUGCGGCACUGUUAAUUCUUCUAGGGGACAUAUACCGAAUUUUAAAGCUGAUAAGAACAUGAAAAGAGGUGAAAUGGAGUGGUUUACGAGCAAUAGUGAUUUAUCGGUCAUUAAAUGGAAGGAUAAGCGUUCCGUUUUUCUUUUGUCCAACUUCCACGAUCCACGUGAUAUGCUUGAAGUGAACCGGAAAGAAAAGGAUGGAUCAAUUACCAAAGUACCCUGUCCAAAGGCACUUGCUGACUAUAAUGCAAAUAUGAAUUUUGUUGACAAGUUCGACCAAAAUUUGUCUUACUACAAAAUAGAUCGAAAAAGUCAUAAAUGGUGGCAUCGAAUUUUCUUUUUUUUUCUGGACGCUGCAGUUGUUAAUGCUUUUGUAUUAUAUAAGGGACUGCAGCUUCCACCUCUUUCUAUGAAAGAUUUCCGACGAAGUAUAAUAGAAGGACUUGUAGCAGAAGCUCUGGUGGCUAGAAAAAGAUCUGCUUCAAGUUUUGAAACUAUUGCUAUAAAGAAAAAUGAACCAUAUGUUUCCGAAGAAGUCCGAUUUGAAGGUUCGACACAUCAACCUGAACGUGGUACUCGACGUCGAUGUGCUAACUGUAGCACCAAAAAGAACCAAGUCAGAACGGAAUGGGUUUGCAGCGCUUGCAACGUGCCUCUCUGCUUAACUGAAAAUAAAACAUGUUUUCAAGACUUUCAUAGAAAUAAAUAA